Molecule: messenger RNA, 897 nt
Organism: Quercus robur (English oak)
Lineage: Eukaryota; Viridiplantae; Streptophyta; Magnoliopsida; Fagales; Fagaceae
Exons: 1
Coding region: 1-897 (298 amino acids)
Source: RefSeq, a predicted model, not a curated record
AUGUCUACUAAAGAACAAUUGGCAAUUGCUUUGCGUUGUGUAGACAAAUUUAGACAUGUGAAUGAGCACUUUUUAGGCAUUACACAUGUUAAUAAUACAGCAGCAGUGACACUAAAGAUUGCAAUUAAGGAAAUAUUUAAUAAACAUAGCUUAAGCAUUAGUAGAUUGCGGGGACAAGGCUACAACGGGGCAAGCAACAUGCAAGGUGAGUUAAAUGGACUAAAAACUCUUAUUUUGAAAGAUAAUCUGUCUGCCUAUUAUGUCCAUUGCUUUGCACAUCAGCUUCAACUAACAUUAGUUGCAGUAGCAAAAAAUCACAUCCAGAUUGCAACCUUUUUUAACUUGGUUGCAAAGGUAUUCAAUAUUGUUGGAACAUCAUGCAAACGUCAUGAUAUUCUUCAUGAAAAACGUAGUGCUAAAGUUAUAGAAGCACUAAAAAAUAAUGAAAUUUCAACUGGUCGUGGCUUGAAACUAGAAAUGAGUCUAAAAAGACCUGGAGAUACACGUUGGAGUUCUCAUUAUGGUGCACUUGUUAAUCUUAUUCACAUGUUUUCUUUUGUAAUUGAUGUGAUUGAAACUAUUAUAGAAGAUGGUUUAGAUUCUGAUCAAAGGGCAGAAGCAAAUAUCUUAAUUGGUUUACUCCAAACAUUUGAAUUCGUGUUUAGUUUACAUUUGAUGAAAGGUGUGCUUAGCAUAAGUAAUGAAUUGUCACAGGCAUUACAACAAAAAGAUCAAGAUAUUAUGAAUGCUCUGAAGUUGGUUGAUAUUUCAAAGCAACGUUUACAAGUCAUGAGAGAUGAUGGGUGGAACUCUUUGCUAGAGGAGGUUUUUGCAUUUUGUGCAAAAAAUAAUAUUGAUGUCCCUGAUAUGGAUGAUUUAUAUCAACCUUGGCCAUGA